This is a messenger RNA of Anneissia japonica, 1007 nucleotides long. Its product is annotated as slit homolog 3 protein-like. The record is from RefSeq and is a predicted model, not a curated record. The annotation marks the transcript as partial. NCBI's taxonomy places the organism in Eukaryota, Metazoa, Echinodermata, Crinoidea, Comatulida, Comatulidae. The transcript has a single exon.
AUGUCUGCACCAACUUCGAUGCUGACACCUUUUUCCUGCUACCCGUUCAACCCGUUCCAAAUCAACGGAACACAGGCACCGAACACCACAGUCUGUCCACACGGAUGCUAUUGUGCAUACUGCAGAAUUCCAGCUGACAAACAUUUAUUGUCCUUUCGACAUAAAGUUUACUGCAAUAAGAGACCAUAUACUCAUAUUCCUUCAGCAUCGAUUCCGGUGGAUGUAAGUUUUUUAUCCAUGAACCAAAAUUAUAUUGCUGGCAUCAGCGGCGAUAGCCUGGUGCACUUCACUCAGCUACAAGAAUUGUAUUUGAAUUACAAUAGUUUAUUAUCAUCUAAGAUGGAUGAUCAUAUAUUUGAUAGCCAAGUUAACUUGAUAUUUUUGCAUCUGGAUUACAAUCGUGGAUUAGCUAACAUUCGCAAAAGUUGGUUUCUUAAGUUGGUAUCCUUACAAUCUAUAUACAUUCAGCAUUCGGUUGUUAAGACUCUCGAAAAGGGUUUGUUUGAUAAUUGUCUUCAACUUCAAACAAUCUCUCUUACCGGAAAUCAGAUAGCUAAACUCCCUAUCGAUCUAUUUCACAACCUUCCAUUUCUGAAAAAUAUUGAUAUUGAGUCGAAUGACAUCGGUUUACUCCCUUCAUACCUAUUUUUUGGAUCACCGAACGUGACGCGGUUUUUCGUGCAAAAAAACAAGGUGACAACAAUCAGUCAAAAAGUUGGAUUCCAGGAGUUGACCAAGUUGAUUGCUCUUGGAAUUGAGUACAAUCCAUUAGUUUGUGAUUGUAACCUGGUAUGGUUUCGUAACUGGAUUAACCAAACCAAAGCAACACUUAUGGAACUCGAGCACGCUACAUGUAAAAACAAGGAUGGAAUUAGUCUAGUUAGCUUUGAUGCAAAUUCUCUUAGAUGCUAUGGUAUUGCGAUAAUUACCGUCAUUAGUACAUGUAGUUCAGUAGUGUUCUUAGUCGUUGUAUCUAUAAUCAUAUACACGUUCCGGUGGGAUAUCAG